AUGAUACCCUCAAAUACAAGAAAACAACCAGCAUCGUCUAUAAGACAGCAGGCUAAUGAUUCUGGGCUUGUCGCGUCAAAUUCAACUGCAAGCCGCUUUCUAGGAAGCAGGCCAAAGGCAUGGAUGCAGAAUGCAAGCGUAUCCAGCCCUACUUCCCCUAUCACGCGCAGACCUUCACGGCCCCUUCCUCCAGCUAAUAAACCCCAGCCAGGCCGUAACCUAGGUCCAAAAGACGCGAUUUGUCCCUCUGGAAAUACAAAUACAAAUGGAGAUAUACCAGCUUCCAAGGAGCCCAAGGAUGCCGUCCCUACGCAAUGUCUUUCGCCGGUAUCACCCAACAUGCUUCCUCCAGCUUUACCUGUCACCCCAGCCACGGUGCAGCAAGAUCAGCUGGUGCAGCAGCUAGUGCACCCAGCACAAACAGUGGAGCAGACCACCCAGGCUCUGCCUUCUCCAAGCCUCAGUCAUGGGUCUCAUCCAGCAGGAGAUAUACCUUGUGCCAACCAAGUGACUGCUGACACUGAAGUGCCGGCUGUCUCAGUCCCUCCAGCUUUAGGGCAUCAUACUGCUCCUCCAGGGCAAGGCUCUCAUGCUCCCCAGGCAUCUCGGGAUAGUCCUCAAGUUGACCGCUCAACUAUCCCCCAGGAACAUCCACUCGCUGAGGCAGCUCAGCCCAGUGAGCAGGACAGCGAAGGUCAGGAUAAGCAUCAAAAUAAGCGCCCGCGUCUAACCACCUUCCAACCGCCAACGACUACUUCUCCUUCCGCUGCCCCUAUUACUCCUGUUACUCCUACCACGACAACCACCACAUCUACUGCCAGCAUUGCCGCUAUUACCACUGCAACGGCUACUGCUCCUGCUCCCCACGUACCAGUAUCGCUGCAACCGCUGUCACUUACACCUCUCAUUACCGGAGCGGGUACAAACCUGCCUGGAAACGCGCUACCGCCCCUCCAACAACCGCCAACAGACCUCUCCCCCCAGGCUUUGAACUCCUGCGCACUGUUCUUAGAUAGCAUCGCCUCAAGAUUUCAGCCAACUGAAUCUACUUUCAUUCACAUGCUAAGGGAUGCCUGUUCAAGCUACGAUCUUCAUUAUCUCGCCCUUCAUCAGCUGUACUGCUUGUCCCUCAAAUUUCACGGGUCAUAUCCAGGUAUCGGAAAUUAUGCAACAAGAGGCAUCCAAACAGUCCUAGGCUUAAUUUCUAAUUCUACAAAACUUUCCGCCACUUUUAUAGAAUACUUCAGUGCCUUCCCUUCCGAUUAUCCGACCAUCGUUUCCCUGAAUAAACAAUACGCGGCCGCGGUGAGCGCCAUUGUAAGCUGGGCGGCUUCUCUGGUAAACAUCUGGCCUCCUUUCUUCUCGAAUGUGAUCAAUCGUGGGUAUCCACCUUUGCUAGACGAGAUCGCAACGUCUCUCGGCGUUCAUUCAAAUGUCAUGCAUGGUAUAUUCUACUCUGGCUGCGUUUCUAGACUCGUUGCAAACCGGGCACCAGGGCUGCGAGACGCGUGGAAGCAUAUCCUCAAGAAGAAUAUUGAUUCUUACAGAAAUCGUUUGAAGAGAGCCAAUACCCAGAAUCCUGUCACAGAAGCGCAUAUUCAGAACGAAAACAGACAGCUGGCAUUGAUGUAUCAGAAAAUAGGUGAAAAAUACCCUCCCAAAGGUACACCUCCUGUGCCAGUUAUGCAGCCUGCCGUCCCGCAGCAAUCUGUUUAUCAUCAACAACCCUCCUACAACACUCAUCCCAUGCUUCAACCUCUCCGUUCCAGUCAUCCGCUCCCUCCGCGUCCAGUGCCUUCGCACCCAACACCCGGUUUAAUACCGAGCCAGCAGUAUUCGCGCUUCCCAAGUGCUGCCACAACCGGAUUACAGCCCUUUCCUCAGCCACUUCCUCCACUCUUCCAGCAGCAACCAUCAACAGAUAUCCCGAGUACCGCAACUGCCUUGACUAAUCCUUCACCUAUAACAAUACCGGCAUAUGCUCACGGACUCCAUCAACCAGUGACCGACUCUACUGCUACACUUACCCCCAUCAUCCCUUGUUUCAUGCCAUCCUAUCAGGCUUAUCCAAGUCCCCCCGUUCCACCACAACCUGUUGGGACGCCACUAUUCCCUCCUCGCAAUGCAAACUCUCUUCCACCUGCCAAUCCGUCUCCAAACGCUAGCGUUCACCUAGCUCACUUAAGGGUUGUCAACGUUUCUCUGCCAAAACCCGGCUCUCAGGAGCCUGGUGAAAAUUUAUUCCAUUCUUUUGAGUCAUUUGCCGUAUCCCCCACAUGCCUGGAUUGGAUGCAGUGUAACUCUCAACACACAUUUAAUCUAUCGCAAAGUCAGCAUGCCGCACUUCCGCGACACCUUAAGCCGCCUAAUACAUGUCAUAUUACUCAAGGUGUCUUCGAUGGAUGUAAGACUUACCAAAUUAAAUGUGUGCAUGUUACUGAUACCCAUUCUUUGACCGAGGAGGGAUGGAUGGCUACUGAAUGCACAUGGCCUACGGCCAUUUAUAUCCACGUCAAUGGCCAUGAACACUUCCUCCAGCGAAGAUUUCAUUUUGGAAAGGAUUUACCAGUUUCCAUUAAUAGAGUCCUUAAGCCAGGGAAAAAUGAGGUUAAGAUCACCAUCAUUGGUCCACCAGAAGCGUACAAGAAAAAAUUUGCCAUAGCAGUGGAAGUGAUAGAUGUGGCUUCAUAUAAACGAACUCGAGAGGCGAUUCAGACUCUAUCACAGCCUCAAUCCCUCAACCUCAUCUUUAAUAGGCUGACCAACAACACAAUUAACACUGAUGAACUCUCCUUUGUUGAUGACUUCAUAACUAUACCCAUAAUUGACCCUUUUAUGGCUCGUAUUUUUGACAUCCCGGUCCGCACAGUUUCUUGCAAGCAUACUGAAUGUUUCGACCUCAAUACUUUCCUGGAUACAAGGCUCUCUCGUGUAGCAAAAGGGCCUCAUGGCAUGGCAGAGGACUGGAAAUGUCCAAUCUGCAAUGAAGACGCGCGACCAAAACGUUUACUUAUUGAUCAAUUUCUAAUUCAGGUUCGGGAAGAGCUUGCUAAUCGAAAACAACUAGAUGACGUUACUGCUAUAAGAGUUCGAGCCGAUAAAUCUUGGGAUGUUGUCAUGCGUCAGCCUAGUACCGGGAGGACCGCCCGAGGCCCCUUAACGAGAGAGGAGGAAGAGGCAACGGCUACAACUAGCGCUACCUCCAAUUCACCUAGGGCUACCCAGGCGCCUCCUGAGAUCAUUGAACUUGAUUAA
Molecule: messenger RNA, 3255 nt
Organism: Trichophyton benhamiae CBS 112371
Lineage: Eukaryota; Fungi; Ascomycota; Eurotiomycetes; Onygenales; Arthrodermataceae
Product: MIZ zinc finger domain protein
Exons: 1
Coding region: 1-3255 (1084 amino acids)
Biological process (GO): protein sumoylation
Molecular function (GO): SUMO ligase activity; zinc ion binding
Source: RefSeq, a predicted model, not a curated record